UUCAUCUCUAAGCAGCAGCUGCAAAAAAAAUCUCAAAAAAAAAAUUCAUUUAUUUCACAUUCGAUUUUUGUAGUUUAUGCGUAAAAAGCUCUGCCCAGAGGAAUUCCACAAAGCGUCAUGGAGGAACUACGCAAGCAUUUAUCCAAGGUGAACGUGCCCUGCGCAUCUGGGACAGGAAGUCCUCCGAUUUACAAGGACGAGUGCGUCUAUUCGUACGAUAAUCCCGAGACGCCCACCGGUUUGUACGUGUGUUUGCACAGCUUUUUGGGCUUCGGCGAGUCGUAUGUGCGUGAAUAUGCCGAAAAGACUGGAAACCAGGUCUUCCUGCACAUCCAGCGGGUGAAGACGCUGAAAGAAGGCCUUGAUCCGGAGGCGGAAUGCGAUCCGGAGGCUGGAGGACCCGAGAGAAAGAUCACCCGCUUGGCCAUCGGCGUGGAGGGCGGCUACAAUGACUCCGAUAUGGCCAAGAAGUACGAGAUCAAGGACACCUACAGCAUCGUGGUGGCCCCGCAGCUGGACAAGAAGCUGCCCUAUCCCGAUCCCGAGCUGCCCAUGCGCGUCACCCAGGCGGUGGAGGCCAUUCUGGCCGCCGAUUCGGCCAUUGCCAAGCUGGAGAAGGCCACGCUGAUGGGCACCUGGGAUGGCGAGGUGCGUCAGGCCUCGAAGUACGCGGAGAACCUGCAGCAGCUGGAGAACGGCAAGAAGAUUCCCCCCUCCGGCUGGCAGUGCGAGAAGUGCGAGCUGACGAACAACCUCUGGCUGAACCUCACCGACGGCUCCAUCAUGUGCGGACGCAAGUUCUUCGACGGCAGCGGUGGCAACGAUCACGCCGUGGAGCACUACCGGGUCACAGGCUAUCCGCUGGCCGUGAAACUGGGCACCAUCACCGCCGACGGCAAGUCGGAUGUGUUCUCCUAUCCCGAGGACGACAUGGUGCUGGAUCCCCACCUCGAGCGGCAUCUCUCGCACUUUGGCAUCAACAUGGCGGCGAUGAAGAAGAGCGAGAAGUCGAUGGUGGAGCUGGAACUGGACAUUAACCAGCGCAUUGGCGAGUGGUCGGCGCUGACGGAGAGCGAAAGUGAGCUGCAGCCGCUGGCGGGACCGGGCUACACGGGCAUGCGCAAUCUGGGCAACUCGUGCUACAUCAACAGCGUGAUGCAGGUGCUCUUCACCAUUCCCGACUUCCAGCAGCGCUACGUGGGCACCGGAGCCCAGCGCUACUUCAGCGAGUUUCCCAGCGAUCCCGCCAACGAUUUCGACAUUCAGAUGGCCAAACUGGGCAGCGGUUUGCAGUCCGGCAAGUACAGCAGCAUUUCGGAGAACACCUUGGAUUCGGAUCACUCCACGGGCAUUUCGCCGGCCAUGUUUAAAAACAUUGUGGGCAAAAAUCACCCCGAUUUCAGUACCAAACAGCAGCAGGAUGCCAACGAUUUCUAUCUGCAUUUGCUCACCCUGCUGGACAGGAAUUCGCGCAACCAGCGGAAUCCCGCAGAUGCUUUGAAGUUUCUGCUGGAGGAUCGCGUCGAGUGUUUGGCCAGCCGGAAGGUGAAGUACAAGACGCGCGAGGAGUACAGCUUCCGGCUGCCCAUUCCGCUGGACAAGGCCACCAAUCUGGAUGAAGUGCGCGAGUUUCAGGAGCGCGAGAAGGCGGCCCGCGAGACGGGACAACGGCUGGUGGAGCGGGACAUCGUGAGGCACAAGGUGCCGCUGCAGUCGUGCCUGGAGAGCUUCUUUGGGCCGGAGUUAAUCGAGCAGUUCUACUCCACUGCCAUUGAAGGGAAAACAAAUGCCAGGAAGAUCACUAGAAUGGCCACAAUGCCCGAUUGCCUGAUGAUUCACCUGGGAAAGUUCACGCUGGGCGAUGAUUGGGUGCCCAAGAAGCUGGAUGUCUCGGUGGAUAUGCCAGAUGAACUGGAUUUGAGCACUUGGCGUUCCGCUGGUGGUUUACAACCUGGCGAGGAGGCUCUUCCCGAGCCCGCGGCGGAGCAGGUGAAGUUUGCCUUCGACGAGGCAGUCAUGUCGGAGCUGCUCACCAUGGGUUUCCCACCAGAGGCCUGCAAGCGAGCCUGUUUUCACACCAAGAACAGCGGCCUGGAGGCGGCCUCCAACUGGCUAAUGGAGCACAUUGCCGACGAGGACAUCGCGGAGCCUUUUGUGGUGCCCAACAAUCGCAUUGGCGACUGCGCGGCCAGCCAGUUUGUGGCCAAUCCCGAGAGCCUGGCCAUGCUGAUGAGCAUGGGCUUCGACGAGCGGCAGGCUGUGGCCGCUUUAAAAGCCACCGAUGGGAAUGUGGAGCGUGCCACCGAUUGGAUCUUCUCGCACGCCGACUCCAUUGCCGUUGAGGAAGUUGCCCCCGUCAGCGAAUCAAAUGCGGCUGCCUCAUCAGAACCAAAUAAGAGCAACUACCGCGAUGGUGGCGGAAAGUAUAAGCUAGUGGCCUUCAUCUCGCACAUGGGCACCUCCGCCCAGGUGGGACACUACGUCUGCCACAUCCGCAAGAAGGGCGAGUGGGUGAUCUUCAACGACAGCAAGGUGGCCAAGUCGCAGAAUCCGCCCAAGGACCUCGGCUACCUGUAUCUCUACAUGCGCGAUCAGUAGAAAGUAGCCCGUAGACCGAUCUCAGUCCAAUCCUUAAAAAACCAGACCCGCUGACUAAUAUUAUGCGCCCUGAAGAAUGGAAUUUAAUAAUAAACUACAUAUUGUACACAGAA
Drosophila takahashii is the source of this 2711-nucleotide messenger RNA. It is a transcript of the gene Usp5, whose product is annotated as ubiquitin specific protease 5. NCBI's taxonomy places the organism in Eukaryota, Metazoa, Arthropoda, Insecta, Diptera, Drosophilidae. The record is from RefSeq and is a predicted model, not a curated record. Gene Ontology annotation, biological process: protein deubiquitination. Gene Ontology annotation, molecular function: protein binding; zinc ion binding; cysteine-type deubiquitinase activity.